Molecule: messenger RNA, 1148 nt
Organism: Suillus bovinus
Lineage: Eukaryota; Fungi; Basidiomycota; Agaricomycetes; Boletales; Suillaceae
Product: mitochondrial carrier domain-containing protein
Exons: 6
Coding region: 94-1050 (318 amino acids)
Biological process (GO): succinate transport; transmembrane transport; fumarate transport
Source: RefSeq, a predicted model, not a curated record
GUGAGGAUGACAUUUAUUUUAUUUUGCCCGACUUUUCAUCCGCUAGCCUCUAAUACCUUAACCAACCCUCCAGACGCCUAAGUCCUCUAAAUUAUGUCAAGAAAUGGGGACAAGAAGCCGGUAGGCUUCGCUACACAUAUCACUGCUGGAGGGAUCGCUGGCGCGAUGGAGGCGAUCUGCUGCCAACCGCUCGACACCAUAAAGGUGCGGAUGCAACUCUCCAAAUCCGGGAUGGCCCCUGGGACAAAGCCCCGAGGAUUUUUAGCGACAGGUCUUAUGAUUGUUAAACGCGAGACGCCAUUGGCAUUAUACAAGGGCCUCGGCGCUGUCCUAUCCGGAAUAGUACCAAAGAUGGCCAUUCGAUUUGCCAGUUUUGAGACUUACAAGGAAUGGUUAGCGGAUAAAUCAACAGGAAACACUAGGGUGGGGAAUAUCUUCAUCGCUGGGCUCGCCGCUGGGACAACUGAGGCGGUCGCGGUUGUCUGUCCAAUGGAGGUGGUGAAGAUCCGUCUGCAGGCGCAACAACACUCGCUUGCUGAUCCGCUGGAAGCUCCGAGAUAUCGUAAUGCGGGUCAUGCGGUCUAUACGAUUAUACGUGAAGAAGGAUUUUCGGCCCUUUAUAGAGGAGUCUCGCUCACGGCUUUACGACAAGCUACUAAUCAAGGCGCAAACUUUACUGCAUAUCAGGAACUUAAGAAAUUGGCACACACAUACCAGCCGGAUUUGAAGGACUUACCUUCAUACCAACACAUGAUCAUUGGACUUAUAUCAGGUGCUAUGGGACCCUUCUCAAACGCUCCGAUAGACACGAUUAAAACCCGAUUACAAAAGGCCACGUAUGAACCAGGAACCACGGCGUUUCAGCGGAUUGCAGCGAUUGCAAAGGAUAUGUGGAAACAAGAAGGCGUCCGGUCGUUCUACAAAGGGAUCACGCCGAGGGUUCUGCGAGUGGCUCCUGGGCAGGCGAUCGUGUUCGCCGUAUAUGAAAAAGUGAGAGGGAUCAUCGAGACGAUGAAAGUUUCACCGUCGCAAGAUCGGUACUCGGAGUGAUUCAAGUAGAGCCAGUACAUCUGAGGAAAUUUAUUUGCAGAUAUGAAGUGUCUUAAGGAUGUACAUUGUGUUUGGGCUAAACGAAGAGUUGGUGUGUG